AAUAUUCGUUUUUUAAAAUAAAAUUAUAACAAUGUACAAGUGAAGCUGCCACGUCGACGUGUUUUUUUUAGCAAUAAUAAACAUUUUUGGAUUAAAAAUUGUUCGAUUUUAACGUAAAUGAAAAAUAUUCUAUGGUGGAGUAACGAUGUUUUUUAGGAUAUCAGUUUUGCUCUGGUUGUUUACUCUGAGCACGAUAAAAGGAUCCGAAUCGUGCGGAGAUGCGAGCCAGUUUUACAUAUCGAUCAACAAAGAGCCCCAAUUUUACGUACCAAGGUCCACCUACAUAGUUGGAAUCGAAAGCAAUGAUAUCCACCCAUUCAACUCAUUUUCUCUGACUUCCGAACAAGCAGAACCUGCACAAAGCUUAGCAGGUCAACCUCCGGGAUGGUUUCAUCUAAUGCCAGAUGAUUCUGAGAUACAAUUCAGUCCUGAUGAAAUGAAUACCAUCGUUGAAGUAGGUGAUUCGCCUAAACAGAGCAUUCAUACUUUAUGGACAGCUCCAGCGACGAAGAAUUGCUUAGUAUUCAAGGCCAAAGUGAGCUAUAAUACUGAUACGAGGAUCUGUACACAUGAAUUAAGUAGGCCAUUUUGCGCAUUGGACGAAUCUUCUAGUGCAAGUUCCGAUGACGAGUGUUGUUCUUGUGACGAAGCAUCUUACGUUCUAACUUUCGAAGGACUUUGGUCGAACGCAACACACCCAAAGAAUUUUCCGCAUUUGCUACAAUUGACUCACUUCAGCGAUAUUGUCGGAUGUACUCAUUCUAAGAACUUGACGAUGUGGGCAGAAGGUCAAUACGCUUCUGAAGGUAUGAGACAAGUCGCCGAAUACGGAUCAGGAUCGUUCUUGGAAUCUGAAUUUUUGGAAAAGAAGAGGCAUUUGAGAUCGUUGAUAAAAAUGGCCGGAUUAUGGUAUCCUAGAAUGAACUCAAAUACGACUACUAAAUUCCGAGUAGAUAAAAAACAUAAUUUAUUGUCUUUGGGAACCAUGUUAGGUCCAUCGCCGGAUUGGUUCACUGGUAUAUCUAAGCUCAAUUUAUGUACGAAAAGUUGCUCUUGGGUAGAAAGCAAGGUAGUUGAUUUGCCUUUAUACGAUGCAGGAACCGAUAGCGGUAUCUCUUACUUGUCUCUAGAUGCUCCUACUUUUCCUCAAGAAAGAAUCUACCAGAUUACCGGAAGUUAUCCCGAAGACCCACGAGCUCCUUUCUACAGUAUCAACAACGAAACGAUCAAACCAAUUGCUCGACUUUACAUAACCCGAGAAAAGAUCACCAAGAAAUCGUGCUCAGAAGACAGUAUGUUUGAUUUCGACGAAUCCGAAGGCACCGAGAGCGAAAAUGACAAAAGACCUGAAUGUCGAACUACUAAUUUCACGGACUGGAGUACUUGUUCGGCAAGUUGCGGUAAAGGAUUACGAAUCAAGAUGCGAAACUACGUGAAUCCAAUCAAAGCUCAACUUGCCAAUUGUUCCAGACGAAACGUGCUGAAAAAAUUAUGCGUAGCUGAUACACCUUGCCCCGGCGAUUCCGAUGACGAUAGCAUUUUAUUACUCGCUGACGAACAUUGCAAAACAACAACCUGGUCCGAAUGGUCAGAAUGUACGGCGACAUGCGGAAUAGGAAUGAUGACCAGAACUAGACGUUUCCUCAAACAAUCUGGAUACAAGAAAUGUCGUCACGUGAACAUUUUAGAGAAAAAGAAAUGCAUGGAACCGCCUUGUAAAACAACGGUUAUCACUGAACAAGAGACCAACUGCACCACGACCGAAUGGAGUGACUGGAGUCCUUGUUCUGUGACUUGCGGUAAAGGAAUCCGAAUUCGAAUGCGACACUUGACUGCAUCAAGAGAUCUAUUACCAAUGUGCAAAAGUAAAAUUAAAUUAGAAGAAAGAAGAGAAUGUAUCAAAACGAAAGAGUGUGUCAUGAAUAAAGAAAAGGCUUUAGAAACGUGUCAAAUGGAUAAAGUAGUUGGUCCAUGUCGUGGUCACUUCCAGCGAUGGUAUUUCAAUUCGGAAACCAAACAGUGCACCGAAUUUGCAUACGGCGGAUGUCGAGGAAAUGAAAACAACUUCUUGACGCUCGAUGAAUGCAUCAAAGUGUGUUCGGCUCUUUAUGCUUCGUAAAUUAUGAAAUUAAUUGAAACCAAUUAAUAAGAGAUUGGGUAAAAUUCAAAAUUGUUCAACAUUUCAACAAAAUAUUUGUCUCAUCAUUUCAAAAAACUGAUAACAUAAUGGUAACACUGAAUAAAAAUUUUAAUUUCCCUUUUUUUGUUUGAAAAAUGAUUUUGGUGUUAGGGAGGCGGAGUGAUGUUGACUAUAGGUUGACUCUCCUCUCCCCUCCUCGCUGAUUGCUGAGUUCUUCAUCUUCUACUCUUCUUGAAAAAAACAAAUCGACAAAUACUGUAGAUUUCAUAGACGGUAAAUUUCAAUUUAAUUUUGAAAAUUGUUGAUUAAUUUCGCAAGUUCACAAAAUGUUACCAAAAAAUAAGCAGAUAAAAAAUAAUUGAAGUGAUGAGUACGUAAAAUUGUUAAUUGCGUUAAUAGUUAAUUAAUUUAAAAAUUGAUCAAAAAUUUUUCAAAUUUGAGAAGGAAAAUUCCUGUAAAAUCACGCAAUUUUUAAAAACAAAUUUGACGAACUUCACAAUAUUCUGCGAGUUUAAAUGUCAUGUUUAAGGAUCUUGCAAAUGCCAAAUUUUCAAUUUUAAGUUUUUAUUGUAAAAAUAUUUUCUUCAUGCUUUCUUUGAUAUAUUUUUUUCCGUGAAUUGUGAGUAAACAGUACUUUAAAAAUAAAAACUAUACCAAGUAAGUGGGUACCUAGGUAGUAGGUACCUAGUAGGUACUAAUUUCGUACUAUUCAACUUCUACUCUUCUACAAACUUUUCUUGAUUUGAGAUGAAUAUACCGUUGGUAUGUAUUUACGACGACGAUUAGAAUAAAAAUAUCGAUUUCUUGAAAAUUUAGCGCUGCAUAAUAAAGUAGCCUAUAUUGAAGAAUUAAAAUUAUGAUUUAGGUAUAGGUACCAAAGUUUUUGAAGUUUACAAAUUGUAAUAAGAACGUUGAUUCACAUGCAGAUGCAAUAUUUUCAAAAUUAUGACUUUAUGAGCAGGUAAAUAGAUAUUAUAAAAAACAUAAUAUACCUACAUUACAUUAUUUAUGAUCGAGAUUAUUUUUUAAUUUUAUUUUUCGAUUAAAAUUUAAAACAUUUAAAUUUAAGGGUAAAAUAUGAGCAAUUGAAUCUAGAUAAGUCCCAUUGCAACUAUCUUGUUCUUGUACAUAAUAUUAUGUACCUACAUGCGAAUUGCGAUGUAAUAUUUUUGUAAUAAAUUAAUUGAAUUACUUCGAAAUAA
Planococcus citri (citrus mealybug) is the source of this 3342-nucleotide messenger RNA. It is a transcript of the gene fat-spondin, whose product is annotated as fat-spondin. Gene Ontology annotation, molecular function: serine-type endopeptidase inhibitor activity. The record is from RefSeq and is a predicted model, not a curated record. Gene Ontology annotation, biological process: cell adhesion. Bases 146 to 2119 code for a protein of 657 amino acids. Lineage: Eukaryota; Metazoa; Arthropoda; Insecta; Hemiptera; Pseudococcidae. Gene Ontology annotation, cellular component: extracellular matrix. The transcript has 11 exons.